AUGCCCAACAGCCUUGAAAUGAUAACAAGAAAAAAAGAAAAGAAAUGGUCACCCUUUGUCAUCUCAUCAUGCUUCCAAUUCUGGCUUAAACAGCUCCCUAAAAUGCUCUUUCUGCUUCUUAUCUGGUUCUUGAAGGAAAAUGUUUGUGGGGACUUUAGUGCUUUGGUUUCUGCUCAGUCCAACGAAAGACGAGUGGUGGCCUACAUGCCUGGAGAUGUUAUCAUUGGGGCUCUCUUCUCCGUCCAUCAUCAGCCGUCUGUUGACAAGGUCCACGAGAGAAAAUGUGGAGAGGUGAGAGAACAAUAUGGAAUCCAGAGAGUGGAAGCAAUGCUUCAUACCCUCGAUCGUAUCAACCAGAACCAAAUUCUGUUACCCAACAUAACCUUGGGUUGUGAAAUACGGGACUCGUGCUGGCAUUCAGCUGUUGCUCUUGAGCAGAGCAUUGAAUUCAUCCGCGAUUCUCUCAUCUCGGCAGAAGAAGAGGAAGGACUGAUGAAGUGUGUUGAUGGCUCUACGUCUAUGUAUCACGCUAAGAAGCCCAUUGUGGGUGUGAUAGGUCCCGGGUCCAGUUCCGUGGCAAUCCAGGUCCAAAAUCUGCUGCAGCUUUUCAACAUACCUCAGAUUGCCUACUCUGCCACAAGCAUGGACUUAAGUGACAAGACUUUGUUCAAGUAUUUCAUGCGAGUGGUACCUUCAGAUGCACAACAGGCCCGUGCUAUGGUGGACAUUGUCAAGAGGUACAACUGGACCUACGUCUCUGCAGUACAUACAGAAGGAAACUAUGGCGAAAGUGGAAUGGAAGCCUUCAAAGACAUGUCAGCUAAAGAAGGAAUCUGCAUCGCUCAUUCUUACAAGAUCUACAGCAAUGCCGGAGAGCAGAGUUUUGAUAAAUUGUUGGAAAAGCUCAGAAGCCAUUUACCAAAAGCAAGAGUUGUGGCGUGUUUCUGCGAAGGCAUGACUGUGCGAGGACUGUUAAUGGCAAUGAGACGCUUGGGACUGACCAGUGAAUUUUUACUGCUGGGCAGUGAUGGUUGGGCUGACAGGUAUGAUGUGACAGAUGGCUACCAGCGUGAAGCUGCUGGUGGAAUAACAAUCAAACUCCAGUCUCCUGGUGUGAAAUGGUUUGAUGAUUAUUACCUGAAGCUUCAGCCAGAAACCAACCAGCGAAAUCCAUGGUUUCAGGAAUUUUGGCAGCACCGGUUCCAGUGCCGACUGAAGGGGUCCCCUCAAGAGAACCCCAAAUUCAACAAGACCUGCACCAGUAAUUUGACCUUAGGAACCCAACAUGUACAAGAUUCCAAGAUGGGGUUUGUGAUCAACGCAAUCUACUCCAUGGCUUAUGGCCUCCACAACAUGCAAAUGGCCCUGUGUCCGGGCUAUGCAGGUCUUUGUGAUGCCAUGAAGCCAAUUGAUGGUCGAAAACUCCUGGAUUCACUGAUGAAGGCCAAUUUCACCGGAGUUUCUGGAGAUAUGAUCUCGUUCGAUGAGAAUGGAGACUCACCAGGACGGUAUGAGAUCAUGAACUUUAAAAAAAUGAGUAAGGAUCAAUAUGAUUACAUCAAUGUCGGAAGCUGGGACAAUGGUGAGCUGAAGAUGAUGGAUGAUGACAUUUGGUCAAAGAAAAGUUCCAUCAUCAGAUCCGUGUGCAGUGAACCAUGUGAGAAAGGAGAGAUUAAGGGUUUCUGUUUUUAUUUUUUUAAAAAAAAAACAUUGUCUUCUUUAUUCCUCUCCUUACCAGGUUGCGAUUUAAUCCCAGUUGAAUAUCUACGAUGGGGCGAUCCAGAGCCUAUCGCUGCAGUGGUAUUUGCCUGCUUGGGUCUCCUGGCUACUUUAUUCGUCACUGCCGUAUUCAUCAUGUACCGUGACACGCCAGUUGUCAAAUCCUCCAGCCGAGAGCUCUGCUACAUCAUCUUGGCUGGCAUCUUUUUGGGUUACCUGUGCACCUUCUGCCUGAUUGCAAAGCCCCAGCAGAUCUACUGUUACCUUCAAAGGAUCGGCAUUGGUCUCUCCCCAGCUAUGAGCUACUCAGCUCUCGUGACGAAAACCAACCGCAUCGCCCGGAUUCUGGCUGGCAGCAAGAAGAAAAUCUGUACCAAAAAGCCCCGGUUCAUGAGCGCUUGUGCCCAGCUCAUCAUAGCUUUUAUCUUGAUCUGCGUUCAGCUUGGCAUCAUCGUUGCCCUCUUCAUUAUGGAGCCCCCGAAUAUCAAGCACGAUUACCCAAGUAUCCGAGAAGUGUACCUGAUAUGCAACACCACCAACUUGGGGGUUGUCACCCCUCUCGGAUACAAUGGCUUGCUCAUUUUAAGCUGCACCUUUUACGCGUUCAAGACCAGAAACGUCCCUGCUAAUUUCAACGAGGCCAAAUAUAUCGCCUUCACCAUGUAUACCACCUGCAUCAUCUGGCUGGCCUUUGUGCCCAUUUAUUUCGGGAGCAACUAUAAGAUUAUCACCAUGUGCUUUUCGGUAAGCCUGAGUGCCACCGUAGCCCUUGGUUGCAUGUUCGUACCCAAGGUGUACAUCAUCCUUGCCAAGCCAGAGAGGAACGUACGCAGCGCGUUCACCACGUCAACUGUGGUUCGCAUGCACGUGGGCGAUGGAAAGCCUUCUUCUGCGGCCAGCCGUUCGAGCAGUUUGAUCAACCUGUGGAAAAGAAGGGGAUCUUCUGGAGAAACUCUAAGGUACAAAGACAGGAGGCUGGCCCAGCACAAGUCAGAAAUAGAGUGUUUCACUCCAAAAGGGAGUAUGGGAAAUGGUGGGCGAGCAACAAUGAGCAGUUCCAAUGGGAAAUCGGUCACGUGGGCCCAGAACGAAAAAAGUUCGAGCCGAGGAGCCCACCUCUGGCAAAGGCUUUCGAUCCACAUCAAUAAGAAAGACAACCCCAACCAAACCGCCGUGAUCAAACCCUUCUCUAAAAGCACAGACAGCAGCCGGCACGGCAGUAGCACCACAAUCGCAACCACUUUCCCCGAAUCCGGUGCCAAAACCCUUUACGAUGUCUCUGAAGCUGAAGAACACUACCCGGCUCAGUACCGCAUUCAAACUCCGUCCCCCAUCAGUACGGUCAGCCAGAGAACUGCUUCCCUCAGCCGGACCGAAGACGAUGUUCCCACUUUCCAGUCGGAACAAGCCCAACGGAGCAGUUCUUCCCAAGGCUCCCUGAUGGAGCAAAUCAGCAGCGUGGUGACUCGGUUCACCGCCAACAUCAGCGAGCUCAACUCCAUGAUGCUCUCCACCCCCACGCCAGGCCCCAUGGUCACCACCCCCUUGUGCUCUUCCUACCUGAUCCCGAGGGAGAUCCAGCUGCCUACCACCAUGACCACGUUUGCGGAGAUCCAGCCUCUCCCUGCCAUUGAGGUCAACGGAGCAUCUCAGUCAACCAGGGAACCGUCUUGCGGAAGUGUCAAAGAAGGCCCUUCCGCAGAGGCUCCAGCCCCUGCCAAGCCCGAGAUUGAAGAGUUGGUGGCUUUGACGCCACCUUCUCCAUUCAGAGACUCCGUUGAUUCUGGAAGUGCUUCUCCCAGCUCUCCAGCAUCGGAAUCCGCCCUCUGUAUGCCGUCUUCACCGAAAUACGACUCACUGAUGAUAAAGGAUUACACGCAGAGUUCUUCUUCCUUGUGA
This is a messenger RNA of Notechis scutatus (mainland tiger snake), 3618 nucleotides long. The record is from RefSeq and is a predicted model, not a curated record. NCBI's taxonomy places the organism in Eukaryota, Metazoa, Chordata, Lepidosauria, Squamata, Elapidae.